AUGCGGACGCUCACAAGGCAAAUUUCUGCCUCGCCCACCACUUUUCCUGCCGAUGGGUUCAGGUUGCAUGGGCCUCCUUGCCUGUCCGGAUUUGUUUCUGCCUGGCUUCAAAGGUUGAACCAGUUUGCAUUAAAAGAAGAUAACCGUACUUAUCCGGCAAAUUGUUUUCUGUUGGAAAGAUCGUCAGCGCCAAUAUGGGCUUCGACAGCUAGCGGAAUAUUACAUCAAUUAGCGGCCUCUUUGGCUUGGGUUAACUCUUGCGAUAAGUUAUACCAGAGAAGCGUCACUGUAAUCAAGGUUACGUUCCCGUUCUGA
Messenger RNA from Pyricularia grisea, 315 nucleotides. RefSeq lists its product as uncharacterized. The transcript has 3 exons. The coding region runs from base 1 to 315 and encodes 104 amino acids. The record is from RefSeq and is a predicted model, not a curated record. NCBI's taxonomy places the organism in Eukaryota, Fungi, Ascomycota, Sordariomycetes, Magnaporthales, Pyriculariaceae.